AUGGUUGUUUAUGCCGAUGCGGCUCCGUCCCUAGCGGGCAGCGCUAUCAUGUUGACGAUAUUGGCCUUCAUGACCUACGGCUUGCGGGUUUACUGCAGAUUGACCCGCAAGUCAUGGGGAAUAGAAGAUUGGAUCAUGACAAUAGCACUUGUCAGUACCUCACAAGAAGAAAUUUCCCAUGGCUCGACUAACACUCUAAAGGUACCAUUUGCCGUGCUUGCGGCGGGAUGUAUCGGGGGAGCCUUCAAUGGAAUUGGUGUCCAUAAUUCGACACUGGCAAAGCCUGGUAAUGAAAAGUAUUCGGCGGAGGGGAUGAAGUUCUUUCUUAUAUUUGAAGUCGGCUACUGUGCUGCCAUCAUUCCAAUUAAGCUCAGCAUCAGUUGGAUGUUGAUUCGAGUGGCGCAGGGGCGUAAGGCGUACCUCUAUACACAAUAUGCCGUCAUUGCUACAUUCGUGACUAUGAAUAUCAUUGCGUUGAUCUUUAUUCUGAUCAACUGCAUCCCCAUAGAAGCUGCAUGGAACGAGGAAGCCCUUAAUAAUGGAGGCUAUUGCCAGCCCAGUUACGUCCUUGCCGAUGUGUACUACGCGUGCACGGCUGUCAAUAUCCUUACCGACUGGGUGACGGCUUUCCUACCGAUACCUUUACUUUGGAACGUACAGAUCAACCGCAACACCAAAAUCUCGAUCGUUGGCCUUAUGGGCCUCGGUGUCUUUGCAUCGGUAUCAGCAUGCGUGCGCCUCAAGUACACUGUUGCCCUGACAAACCAAGUCGACUACCUCUACGGGGUCGCGAACGUGGUCAUCUGGGGGUUCGCCGAAAAUAGCGUCGGCAUGAUCGUUGGAAAUGUGGCAACCCUCCGCCCGCUAAUCCGCAUCCUCCGCGAUCGCAAUACCUCGAACUACAAUAAUUACAACCGAUCGCCUGGCUUCAACAAUUCCAACCCUACCGGAAGGGCAAAUUUCUCACGAAAUUACGAGCUCCCCGAAAUCGGGAAGGACCUCAACCAUACGACCACUACCUCGGCGAUUGAUCACAACCGACGUGGAAGCGUGAGCGAUGGAGACAGCCAGAAGGAGAUUCUGGAUAAUGGCCAACGGCCCGGUGAAGCCGAUAUCGUGGUCAGUCGGCAGGUUAUCGUUGCUUAUAACUAG
Messenger RNA from Penicillium verrucosum, 1152 nucleotides. RefSeq lists its product as uncharacterized. The record is from RefSeq and is a predicted model, not a curated record. NCBI's taxonomy places the organism in Eukaryota, Fungi, Ascomycota, Eurotiomycetes, Eurotiales, Aspergillaceae. The transcript has 5 exons. The coding region runs from base 1 to 1152 and encodes 383 amino acids.